AUGGCCCAGGCCAUCAAGAGUAUGCAUAUCCGAAAAGCCACCAAGUAUCUGAAAGAUGUCACUUUGAAGAAGCAGUGUGUGCCAUUCCGACGGUACAAUGGUGGAGUCAGUAGGUGCGCCCAGGCCAAACAGUGGGGCUGGUCACAGGGUCGGUGGCCAAAAAAGAGUGCAGAAUGUUUGCUGCACAUGCUGAAAAAUGCAGAGAGCAGUGCUGAACUGAAGAGUUUAGAUGUGGACUCUCUGGUCAUUGAGCACAUCCAGGUGAACAGAGCACCUAAGAUGCGCCGACGAACUUACAGAGCUCAUGGCUGGAUUAACCCAUACAUGAGCCCCCCCCGCCACAUCGAGAUGAUCCUCACUGAAAAGGAACAGAUUGUUCCAAAGCCAGAAGAGGAGGUUGGUUAA
Molecule: messenger RNA, 405 nt
Organism: Alexandromys fortis (reed vole)
Lineage: Eukaryota; Metazoa; Chordata; Mammalia; Rodentia; Cricetidae
Product: 60S ribosomal protein L17-like
Exons: 2
Coding region: 1-405 (134 amino acids)
Biological process (GO): cytoplasmic translation
Cellular component (GO): ribosome; cytosolic large ribosomal subunit
Molecular function (GO): structural constituent of ribosome
Source: RefSeq, a predicted model, not a curated record